AUGAAAUUCUCCUGGUGGAUUGGAUUAUUACUCGCUCUAUCUUUGGUCUCGGACCCCUGUCACGCAAGCACUAUCGGUGAAAGAGUAAAAAACUUUUUUGGUAUUUUUGGUAAUAAACCACCAAACGCUGCAGAAGCGCCUGGGCCAUGUUAUUGCAGCUGUGGCCUGCGGAACGAAGAAAGUCGAAUAGUUGGCGGUCAAACAACUCAUAUGAAUGAGUUCCCAUGGAUGGCCAGACUUUCAUACCUGAACAAGUUUUAUUGCGGAGGAACACUAAUAAACGACCGUUAUGUCCUUACCGCGGCUCACUGCGUGAAAGGGUUCAUGUGGUUCAUGAUCAAGGUAACGUUCGGUGAACAUGAUAGAUGUCUCGAGAAGGGAGCCGAAACCAGAUACGUGAUCAGAGUGCUAACCGGUGACUUUAGCUUCCUGAAUUUCGACAACGAUAUUGCUCUGUUGCGCCUUAAUGAAAGGAUACCCAUGAGCGACACCAUAAGACCUAUAUGCCUGCCGUCUGUAAGAGAUAACCUGUACGUCGGGACGAAAGCAAUCGCAUCCGGCUGGGGUACGUUGCACGAGGAUGGAAAACCUUCUUGCCUGCUGCAGGAAGUCGAAGUACCGGUUAUGAGCCUUCGGGAGUGCCGCAAUACCAGCUACAGCCCUCGCAUGAUUUCCGAUAACAUGAUGUGCGCUGGAUAUCCCGAUGGCAAGAAGGAUUCUUGUCAAGGUGACAGUGGAGGACCGCUUAUAACUGAACGAGAGGACAAGAAAUACGAACUUAUAGGUAUAGUAUCCUGGGGGAACGGAUGUGCCCGACCAGGAUAUCCUGGUGUUUACACAAGAGUCACGCGAUAUAUAGAUUGGAUCGUUUAUCAUUCGCGAGAGGGAUGUUUUUGUGAUCAAAAUUGA
Habropoda laboriosa is the source of this 909-nucleotide messenger RNA. RefSeq names its product trypsin-1-like. The record is from RefSeq and is a predicted model, not a curated record. Bases 1 to 909 code for a protein of 302 amino acids. Gene Ontology annotation, molecular function: serine-type endopeptidase activity. The transcript has 6 exons. NCBI's taxonomy places the organism in Eukaryota, Metazoa, Arthropoda, Insecta, Hymenoptera, Apidae. Gene Ontology annotation, biological process: proteolysis.